Molecule: messenger RNA, 311 nt
Organism: Ichthyophthirius multifiliis
Lineage: Eukaryota; Ciliophora; Oligohymenophorea; Hymenostomatida
Exons: 5
Biological process (GO): regulation of signal transduction
Molecular function (GO): protein phosphatase inhibitor activity
Source: RefSeq, a predicted model, not a curated record
GAUUACUAUAUUUAUAUUUAAAAAAAAAAAAUGAAUUAACCUAAAAAAGGAAUUUUAAUAAAACAUUAAAAUACAAUUGAAAAAAAAGAUAUUACAUGGGAUGAAAAAGCUAUUGAAGAACAUGAUUAACAAAGAGGAAAAACAUAGAAAAUAACUGAACCAAAAACGCCUUAUAAUCAUGAAUUAAAUUAUUAUGAUACAGAUGAUAUUGAUUAAUUAUAUGAAGCUGAAAUAAAUAAAGAAAAAAUGGAAAAUAAAAAAAUUGAUAUUAAUAAAUUAAAUUAAGUCUUAAAAGAAGAACUUGAUAGAGA